This is a messenger RNA of Phymastichus coffea, 1936 nucleotides long. RefSeq lists its product as uncharacterized. The transcript has 5 exons. NCBI's taxonomy places the organism in Eukaryota, Metazoa, Arthropoda, Insecta, Hymenoptera, Eulophidae. The record is from RefSeq and is a predicted model, not a curated record. The coding region runs from base 270 to 1772 and encodes 500 amino acids.
AACGAUACACUAUAGUUAACGGCUUUUUCAAAACAUUAUGUCGUCUGAUAGUUUUUCAAAUUGAAAGAUUUUACUUGUGCUUAUUUUUUUGACGUUGUGACAAUUUGAUUUGAUAAACGAAACAGUUUUAUCAAAAAUAUUAUCGAAUAAUGUAAUAAUUAAACUUGGCAAAGUGAAUAUUAGAUAGUGUUUACGCAAACUGCGAUUGGCAUUAGUACCUAGUAUACUAGUAAGUAAAUAUCUACGAGACAUUUUCUACUGAAAAGAUUAUGGGUAAUUAUUCCAGUAAAUUAUUCAGCAACAAUGUUGUUAAUGAUAACAAAGUGAAUGAGCAUACUAAUUCGCUUCAAGAACCAAACAUUACCUCUAACCAAGUACUUCAAAAUGGUCAAACAUCAGAAAAACCUUUAGAUAAUGAAGAAAUAAUGCAAACUCCUAUCAAAAAGAAUUAUCUAUUAGAAUCAAGAAAAAGAAUAAAUGCUAUACCAGAGUACUUACAAACUGAAAAGACAAGAAAGCCUUACUUAGAAACUGAUAUAGAUUCUGUAUAUACUACUGAAAAAUGUUGUCUUGACCCAAGAUCGCCCAAUGUAGCAUAUCCAAGAACUCCUAUUUUAUUACAAAAUAAUUUGGAUUCUUUAACAAAGGAUGUUGAUAGUGAGAGUCUACCCAAGUUAAAAUUGCCUCAUGCCGAAUUAAAAAUUAAUUCAAAUGAUUUAGAUCCCAGAUCACCUGCUAGUGAUUUUGAUAGAACACCUAUUUCAACAGUAAAAGUUUUAAAGCAGUUCAAUUCUCAGGAUGAAAAUAAUGAAAAUAGACUUAGAAAAUCUAAUUCUAGUUUAGAUAUUUGUAUCAAAUUAUCAUACUGUGAAACGACAAGUUUGUUUAAUAUUCCUGAAAUUCAAGCGCUUCCAGACAUUGUAGUUAGUUUAAGGAGAUCUUGCAGUUUAAAAGAUAAUCUGAAUGAAAAUAGAUCUUCUGUAUUGAUUGGUAACAAUAAUAUAAAAUCUGAAUUAAUAUCAGAUGAUAAAAAAACUGUUAAACUACAUCUAUCUAGUGAAAACUCCAUACCUAAGUCUCAGAAAGAAACUUCCCCAUCAGAAACACACAUUGAAAUAAAAAAUGAAAAUACUGAAAGCAACGAAAAGCUUCUUAUAGUUAAUAGUACAAAUGCUGAUUUUGAAAAUAGUGUUAAUACUCCAAGGGAUGUAGAAAACGUAAAUAAAGCAACUGAUCCUGAGGAAAAGUUUAAAGUUUGGAGGGACUCAUAUUCUAAACUGCCUGAAAAUCCUAGUAAUAGCCAUUCAAAUAAUUCUCAGAGAAAUUCAUCAUUACCGGAAAAAGAAGAAAUUUUAAUUGAAUUCGAUGACUGUUCCAUAAUGAACAGCAUAAGAAAUAAUCAAGUUAAAAAAAUUGAAAAGAUUGAAACAUCUUGCAAAGAAAAUAAAGUAAAGUCUGAUAAGAAAAAUUUAGAAACUAAAAAGGAAAAUAAAUUAUCAGAUGAAAAGAAAUUAUUUAGUCCAGAAUUAAAACUUGCUACUGAAUUUUCAAAGAGCCGCACUCCCUUUAGUAAUAGAUCAAAUAGUAAUGGGCAAAUUCAAACACUAUCAGUGAAUUCUCCUCAACAAUUUUUAGGACAUAGAAAAUUAUUCGUUAAUGAUAACAAAAAUUUGCAAGAAAAUACACCACCAACUCAUAAAAAACUAGUUAAGAAUGUACCUGCAAGGUUAAAUGGUACUCAAUGGGAUUCUGAUUCAACUAUCAUUAUUUGACUGCCAUAACUUUUUUAUACAUGCAUAACAAUAUAAGAUUUUGCAUGUUAUUCUUUAUUUUUAGAAAUAUUCAAUUAUGACUUGAAAUUGACGUUUUUACCUAACCAUUUCUUAAUAAGUUUUUUCGUGCAUAAAAUAAAAUAAUGUCAAUAAAGUUUGUUAAG